GUCACACUGCUCACAUUUUAAUUGUUAGAACGCGCAAAUCAAAAGAAAAAAGGCAGCAGAAAAUGUUUGGCGCACAUUAAAAGCAAGCAAGUCGUGCCCCCUAAUCGAGUAUCGUGCCACCGCCACGCCACAAAAGUAUCCCCCAGCAGUAGGCAUAUAGUGAUCUUGUUGUUCUGCUCCCAACUACAUGCGUGUGCGUCAGUUUGCUGUGCCUGCCAGAGAACGUCACGUAGCAUAAAAAAACGCGAGAGGCCGCACACAGUGGUAAAAAGAGGUAAAAGAAAAUAGUGCAAAGCGCAGAAGACAGAGGAGGCGAUAGCAAAAGACACGAGAGCUGCAAAAAGUUUGCAUACGCCGGACGCCAACCAAGACGCAUGAAUGGGCAACACUACUCGACGCGCCCGCUGCUGCCAAAUUACAAUAACAUAUAUUGCCCAUAUGUACAGGAGGAGCGUCCCGUAGCCGGGAUUCGAUUAGCCUGAAGAUUGACUGGGAGAUUGAAGCCCACACAAGAAGAUACGACGCAGCGCAGCAUUUUAUUUAGCGCAGAACAGUCACAGGAUUAAGCAGACGAAGAAGUAAACAAAGUGGAAGACGAGCAAGAAGCUGGACAAAGCAAGUGGCAACAGAUACAAUUCCAUUUUUUGGGCAGCAACACGAGCAACUUAAUUAUACUACAUUACAUACAUUUUAAGCCUAGAUAGUACCUAUAUUUUAAGCUCAACUUUAUACAAAAUGUGGAAUUCCGAACCAACACAUCGCCAGAAUCAGCAGCACCAGCAGCAGCAGCAGCAGCAUUACCAGCAGCAUCAACACAAUGGCAAUUCUACCUCGGGGGGCGGCCAGCCCGCCAAACAGUUGGGCAUGACGUCGGCCAUUAGCUUGGCUGAGCCGAAGCCGGCGGAUCUGCAGCGGACGGAGAACCUUCGCGCCUCCCUGGAGCCGUUCAACGUGUUCGAGAGCCAGGAUGAGCUGAACCAUCGCAUGGAGAUCCUGGCCAAGCUCAAUACACUGGUCAAGCAGUGGGUGAAGGAGAUAUCCGUCAGCAAGAACAUGCCCGAGUCGGCUGCCGAGAAGCUGGGCGGCAAGAUCUACACCUUCGGGUCGUAUCGCCUCGGUGUGCACCACAAGGGAGCCGAUAUCGAUGCCCUGUGCGUUGCACCACGCAACAUUGAGCGCACCGACUACUUUCAGAGCUUCUUCGAGGUGCUAAAGAAGCAGCCGGAGGUCACCGAGUGUCGCUCCGUGGAAGAGGCCUUUGUGCCUGUCAUCAAAAUGAACUUUGAUGGCAUCGAAAUUGAUUUGCUGUUUGCGCGACUCUCGCUCAAAGAGAUACCCGACGACUUUGAUCUGCGCGAUGAUAAUUUGCUUCGGAAUCUGGAUCAUCGCUCGGUGCGCAGCCUCAACGGCUGCCGUGUGACGGACGAGAUCCUGGCCCUGGUGCCCAACAUAGAGAAUUUUCGCCUAGCCUUGCGCACCAUCAAGCUGUGGGCCAAGAAGCACGGCAUCUAUUCUAACUCGCUGGGCUACUUCGGUGGCGUCACCUGGGCCAUGCUGGUGGCCCGCACUUGCCAGCUGUACCCGAAUGCAACAGCUGCCACCCUGGUGCACAAGUUUUUCUUGGUAUUUUCGCGCUGGAAGUGGCCCAAUCCGGUGCUACUGAAGCACCCAGACAACGUGAAUCUCAGAUUUCAAGUCUGGGAUCCGCGUGUCAAUGCUUCGGAUCGUUAUCAUCUGAUGCCAAUUAUAACGCCUGCGUAUCCACAACAGAAUUCCACAUUUAAUGUGUCCGAAUCCACCAAGAAGGUCAUGCUAACCGAGUUCACACGCGGCAUGAACAUUACGGACGAGAUCAUGCUUGGACGCGCCUCCUGGGAGCGCCUCUUUGAGGCGCCCAGCUUCUUUUACAGAUAUCGGCACUUUAUAGUGCUGUUGGUAAACUCGCAGACGGCCGAUGACCACCUGGAGUGGUGCGGACUUGUAGAGUCCAAGGUGCGGCUGCUCAUUGGCAACUUGGAGCGAAAUCCUCAUAUUGCUCUGGCGCACGUCAACCCAAAGUGCUUUGAGCUGAAGAAGGGGGAGAGCGCCAACAAUUCGCAGAACAACAGCGGCAACGAGGACGACCAAAAGCAGCAGCAGCAGCCGCCGCCGACCAACCAGGCCACAGUAUCAGCGUCGCCAUUCUGCUCCAUGUGGUUCAUUGGUCUGGAGUUUGAGCGUUCGGAGAACCUCAACGUGGACCUCACAGAAAGCAUACAGAAUUUCACAGAGCACGUGAUCAUGCAUGGCGUCAACAUCAAGAUGCUCAAAGAGGGCAUGGCCAUCGAUGCGCGGCAUGUGAAGCGCAAGCAGCUCACUGUCUACUUGGACGCUGACUUCCUCAAGCGUGAGCGCAAGUGCAUGGAGAGCCACACGAGCUUCAACAACACGCUGCUAGCGAAUCGCAAGCGACUCUCGACAGAGUUGGCCCAGUCGCAGGAAGCCCUGCCGCCGGGCAGUCAGACACAACAGCCAGCCAGUGGCAAUCGUGGGCGGGAGAGUGGCGCCAAGAUCCACAGGCUAAGUGAAUCGCUGACGGAGGAUAAUUCGAAUGCAUCGAGCGAUUUGGGUGCCCAGACGCCCACGACACCCACAGGGACACAAAUGAAUGCGCCAAGUUUUGGCAAGACAUCGGGCAAGAAUGGCUCCGAGUUGGACAGCUCGGAGCAGGAGCAGCAGGCGCAAUCGUCACCGCAGUCGCAGGCGCAUAAUAAUGGAAACAACAGCACUGCCACAACGACGGAGGUGGCAUGUUCGUGACAACCGCCAACGCUACAUCCACCGCCGGCACAACAGCAGCCACCGCCGCCACCGCCACUGCCACUGCCGCCGCUACAGUCAUCAGCUCACCAUCAUCAUCAUCAGCAUCAGAAGUUUAGGAAGAACAACAAUGCGGCUGCCGCGGCAGCCUCCAAUAGUAUUUUCAAUCAGCGCUCGAUACUGCAUGCGGCAUCAAGUCUAUCGGCGGCUCUAAGCAUAACCGGACACAACCGCAAACAGCAGACGGCGAUGAAGCAUUCAAACAUACAUUCGGCAACCACGAUCAGCAGCAGCAGCGGCAGUACUCUCACCCACACCCACAUCAUACACAGCAACAACAAUAGCAACGGUUUUGGCAUCGGCGGCGGUGGCAGUGGCAGUGGCGUCGGCAAUGACAGCAACAAGAUCUGCUAUUACAUUGACGACGAUGAUGAUGAUGAUGAUGAGGACAACAAACAACCACAAACGCAGACACUGGCCAGAGCCAUUCCCACAGUAUCGGCAGGAGGAGCAACAGCAACUCCAACGGUAGCAGUUUCUGUAGCAGCCGCCCCAGCCGCUGCAUCGGCCACGACAAUUUCUUUGUAAAAAGCUAUUACACAUACCAUUUAAGGAUUAGUUAUCAUAGUUAUUCUCCCCCUCAAUUGAUUUUCUGGGCAUUUGAGUGGGUGCCCCAAACGAAAGUGGAAGCCCAACACAUUUUACA
This is a messenger RNA of Drosophila guanche, 3505 nucleotides long. RefSeq names its product poly(A) polymerase beta (gene hrg). The record is from RefSeq and is a predicted model, not a curated record. The transcript is spliced from 8 exons. NCBI's taxonomy places the organism in Eukaryota, Metazoa, Arthropoda, Insecta, Diptera, Drosophilidae. Gene Ontology annotation, cellular component: nucleus. Gene Ontology annotation, molecular function: poly(A) RNA polymerase activity; RNA binding.